Arachis stenosperma is the source of this 2739-nucleotide messenger RNA. RefSeq lists its product as uncharacterized. Gene Ontology annotation, cellular component: membrane. NCBI's taxonomy places the organism in Eukaryota, Viridiplantae, Streptophyta, Magnoliopsida, Fabales, Fabaceae. The coding region runs from base 267 to 2426 and encodes 719 amino acids. The record is from RefSeq and is a predicted model, not a curated record. The transcript has 14 exons.
AGUUACGCUUUCAAUACGAUUUGUUACGUAUCAGGGAGACCUAACCAACAAACACAAUAAGCCAUAAACAAUUAAACAUUGAAACAACAGCACCACCCCCGGAUCCAAUCUUGCCGGUGAAAUAAAACGCGGCGGUGGCGUCCCCACCGUGGUAACUAACUUUCAAAGCCUUUUAACCUAACAACCGAUUAAUUAAGCUAAGGAGUAAGGAUCCUUCUGAGUUCCGACUACUUUUGUGUUGUGUUGCGCGCGCAUCGGAGGGAGAGAUGUGGGUGUUUUACCUGAUCUCGCUGCCUCUAACGACGGGUAUGGUGGUAAUGACUCUGAGGUACUUCGCUGGGCCCCACGUCCCUCGCUACGUCCUCUUCACCGUCGGAUACACCUGGUUCUGCUCCCUCUCCAUCAUCAUCCUCGUCCCCGCCGACAUUUGGGAUACAUUGUCAUCUCAACAUACAAACAGAGGCAUUUCUUUCUUUUGGAGCUGGUCAUAUUGGAGUACGUUUUUGCUCACUUGGGCUGUGGUGCCCCUUAUUCAGGGUUUUGAAGAUGCUGGGGAUUUCACUGUAUCAGAAAGAUUGAAAACUAGUGUACAUGCUAAUUUGCUCUUCUAUCUAAUUGUGGGAUCCAUUGGCCUGUUUGGGCUUAUUCUUCUCAUUAUGAUGCACAAGACCUGGAAAGGAGGUCUUUUGGGAUUUGCCAUGGCUUGCUCAAAUACUUUUGGACUUGUUACUGGUGCAUUUCUUCUUGGCUUUGGUUUAAGUGAAAUUCCUAAAACCAUUUGGGUAAAUGCUGACUGGACCACCCGCCAAAAGGUUCUUUCUCACAAAAUUGCCAAAAUGGCUGUCAAACUUGAUGAUGCUCACCAAGAACUUUCAAAUGCUAUUGUUGUUGCUCAAGCAACAUCGAAGCAAAUGUCCAAGCGUGAUCCUUUGCGGCCGUAUAUGAAUGUCAUUGAUGAUAUGAUUGCUCAAAUGUUUAGGGAAGACCCCUCCUUCAAACCACAAGGUGGUCAAUUGGGGGAAAAUGAUAUGGAUUAUGAUACAGAUCGGAAGUCAAUGGCAACAUUAAGGCGUCAUCUUCGGAGUGCUUCUGAGGAGUAUCAAAGAUAUAAAAGUGAGUAUGUGACUUAUGUACUUGAAGCCCUUGAAUUGGAAGAUACAAUUCAGAAUUAUGAACGGCGCAACUCAACUGGAUGGGAAUAUAAUUCAAGCAUUAGACCUGCUCGGACUGGCAAGUUGGGAUCCCUAUUUGAUACUUUAGAAUUUUUCUGGCGAUGCAUUUUGAGUAAACAAGUUGCAAAAGGCCUGGCUGUUAUCCUUGGUACCAUGUCUGUUGCAAUUCUUUUCGCAGAGGCAACUCUUCUGCCCAGUGUUGAUCUAUCACUUUUCUCCAUUCUUAUAAAAUCUGUUGGAGGACAGGAGGUGUUUGUGCAGGUGUUUGCUUUUAUUCCUCUCAUGUACAUGUGCGUCUGUACAUAUUAUUCCUUGUUCAAAAUUGGAAUGUUGAUGUUCUACUCAUUGACACCCAGACAAACCAGCUCAGUUAACUUGCUUAUGAUAUGUUCGAUGGUGGCUCGUUAUGCUCCCCCAAUCUCUUACAACUUUCUUAAUCUCAUUCGUCUCGGUCAUAAGAAAGUGACUGUAUUUGAGAGGCGAAUGGGGAACAUUGACAAUGCUGUCCCUUUCUUUGGCGAUAAGUUUAACAAAAUCUAUCCACUUAUUAUGGUUGUAUACACACUUUUGGUUGCAAGCAACUUCUUUGACAGAAUGUUCUCCUUUCUGGGGAGCUGGAAGAGAUAUAUCUUCAAAACCGAAGCUGAGGAUAGGGAUGGCUUUGAUCCAUCUGGAGUAAUUAUUCUUAAAAAGGAGCGGUCUUGGCUUGAACAAGGUCACAAAGUAGGGGAGCUGGUUGUUCCACUAGCAAGGAAUUUCAAUGGUGUUGAUAUUGAAUCAGGCAACAAUUUUAAGGAGACGAAUGGCGUCGAAAUGAAGACAAGUUCCAAGUUAAUCUCUGAGGAAACAAAUGGAAGUCUCUCUAAAACUUGGAAGGAAGAAACAAGCAGUAGAUAUGGUUCCAGCAGGGAGGCUAUCAGCAACAAGUAUGCUGCCAUUAGGGAGCAGGGUAAACCGAAACCAGAGGAAGCCAUGGCGGAUUCUUCGAAUUCAGAGCUCGAUGAAGGAAAUGAUAGUUCGAGUCAUAGCAUGGGACGACCACCUUUGGGUUUGUCUUCGACUUGGCAAAACAUGAAGACAGGUUUUCAGAAUUUUAAGGCCAACAUAGGAGCCAAAAAAUUUAUGCCGUUAAGACAAACACAAAUACAGGAAAAUAAUGUCUCCCAUGCUUCCUCUUCUGAAUCCCUUGAUGAAAUAUUUCAGAAACUCAAAAAGCCUUCCUCGGAUCAAGUUAAUUAUCACGAUGAUAAUUGAGAGUUGUGACGGAGGCACAAUACAUGUGGUUCCUUUUGGGAAGAAUGUGCACGUUCUCUUAACAUUGGGAAUGGUGGUCCAUAUUCCAUAAUAUCAUGUACAGUAAUGGGAAAAUCGUAAAUGAUGUUCACAGAAGUGAAUUAUAAUUAAUUCCCCAAUUCAGAGUAAAAUGGGCAUGGGAAAGAUAUAUUGAUAUUGUAUACAUUAGAAAUCAAAUCUCAUACAAAAAACAAUCCAUCCAGUGGCGAAAAGAAUACAAAUUGUACCAGUUGAUUGCAAUGAAAAUGUUGUCUGGCUUGGAUUCGGAAUUUCA